Molecule: messenger RNA, 999 nt
Organism: Glarea lozoyensis ATCC 20868
Lineage: Eukaryota; Fungi; Ascomycota; Leotiomycetes; Helotiales; Helotiaceae
Exons: 1
Coding region: 1-999 (332 amino acids)
Source: RefSeq, a predicted model, not a curated record
AUGACUUCCGAAGAGAACAAAAUCAAGGCCAUGGAGAGAAGUAAAAUGAACUGCGAAGAUCCCAAACUGGCUAAGGAGGAAAUCACUCAGGCGAUGGCGGCAUCUAGGAAAAUAAGGCCCAAUCUAAUUUCCACAGGCGGAGAUAAUGAGGACGGUGCUGCCAGUCUUGUCGACAAUAGGAACCCGCCUGACAUGAUAUCCUAUCUCCUCAAACCAGAAGACAUCCCAUCUGCAGUUUUCCCAGCACGGUAUGAACUAGAAGCGACCUUCACUCCUGAAAACGCAGAUGAGGAAUUCCCAACUACCUUGCCAGAACUAGCGAAAAGCAUCUACCAGCAUUAUGAGUGGCGGAGGCUAUUCCCCGCGAAUAGAGCCAAAUAUGCUCUCCCUAAAACAGCUGAAAGUUCUUUCAUCACGGUAUUCAAGACGCGAGAACAGGCUGAGGGAGAGAUCAGAAUUUUUGGCGCUGAUAGAGGGGAUGAUGAAGGUGCUUGGUUCAUUUACCAGUUAUCUAUGGAAGCUGUGAAGAAGCCGAUGGUUCUUGAGGGUGAGGCUAGCUAUGAUAUUCUGAUGGAAGCCGGAUAUCCCGAAGAGAAUAUUGUGGAUAGAGGGGACACCGUGGCAUCAUUUCUGGUUUGGCAUGGAAUCGCGCAAGCAAAAAUCAACCAGAAAUGGGAGGUUACUCCUCAGAGACUCUGGGAGCUAGGCCUUAAUAAUGAAAAUUGCCUACUUGUGCGCUCAGGCAUCGAAAUUGGGGCUUUGAAGGUUGCCGAAUCUCGAGGAGUUGUUGUUUUGAAGCGUUACGCGGACGGUUUAAGAACGGAAUCGCCACCGAAGAUCGUGGAACAGGCGGACGACAAAAAGGCGAAGAGGGCGAAGGAAACCGUUGUCAUGAGAGAGAUCCUCGCGCAUACACCAACGGCGGCAAGUCGUCCGGAUCGUGUACAACAGUACUUGGUUUGCUGGGAAGAAGAUUCUGGGAGACGGACGACAAGUUGA